AUGUUAACGAUGAACAGAAAUCUACUAUUAUUCAAAUCUACCAUCUUUAAAAGAUUACUGAGUACUGCAAUGUCUUCAUAUAAAUUAGUUUGUUUGGGUAACCCAUUAUUGGAUUUACAAGCCAAUGUUGAUCAAGAAUAUUUGAAAAAAUAUGAAUUGAAAGACAAUGAUGCUAUUUUAGCUGAUGCAAAACACAUGCCAAUUUUUGAAGAAUUGAUUAAAAGAGAUGAUUUGGUUUUAGUUGCUGGUGGUGCUGCUCAAAAUACUGCUAGAGGUGCUCAAUAUAUUUUACCACCAAAAUCUGUUGUUUAUUUUGGAUCUGUUGGUAAAGAUAUUUAUGCUGAAAGAUUAAAUCAAGCUAAUGAAGAAUAUGGUUUAACUACUAAAUAUCAAGUUCAAGAAGAUAUUGCUACUGGUAAAUGUGCUGCUUUGAUUUAUGAUCAUCAUAGAUCUUUAGUUACUGAUUUAGCUGCUGCUAAUCAUUUUAAACCAGAACAUUUGAAAAAACCAGAAAAUUGGGAAAUUGUUGAACAAGCUUCUCAUUAUUAUAUUGGUGGUUUCCAUUUAACUGUUUCUCCAGAUGCUAUUAAAUUAUUAGGUAAACAUGCUAGUGAAACUAAUAAACCAUUAGCUUUGAAUUUUUCUGCUCCAUUUAUUGCUCAAUUUUUCAAACAACAAUUAGAUGAAGUUUUACCAUUUGUUGAUUAUGUUAUUGCUAAUGAAAGUGAAGCUGCUGCUUAUGCUGAAAGUCAUGAUUUGAAAACUGAUGAUGUUGUUGAAAUUGCUAAAAUUGUUGCUAAAUUACCAAAAGAAAAUAAACAAAGAUCAAGAACUGUUAUUUUCACUCAAGGUUUAGAACCAACUGUUACUGUUACUUAUGAUUCUGAUAAAGAUUCUUUUGAAGUUAAUCAAUAUCCAGUUAAAGAAUUAGCUAAAGAAAAAGUCGUUGAUACUAAUGGUGCUGGUGAUGCUUUUGCUGCUGGUUUCAUUGCUUCUUUGGUUGAAGGUAAAUCUUUACCUGAUUCAGUUGAUGUUGGUCAAUGGGCUGCUGCUUUGUCUAUUCAACAAGUUGGUCCAACUUUCCCAUUCCCAAAACAAACUUACACUAAGUAG
Candida tropicalis MYA-3404 is the source of this 1113-nucleotide messenger RNA. It is a transcript of the gene ADO1, whose product is annotated as adenosine kinase. Gene Ontology annotation, cellular component: nucleus; cytosol. Gene Ontology annotation, biological process: purine ribonucleoside salvage. The record is from RefSeq and is a predicted model, not a curated record. NCBI's taxonomy places the organism in Eukaryota, Fungi, Ascomycota, Pichiomycetes, Serinales, Debaryomycetaceae. Bases 1 to 1113 code for a protein of 370 amino acids. Gene Ontology annotation, molecular function: adenosine kinase activity. The transcript has a single exon.